Molecule: messenger RNA, 1557 nt
Organism: Funneliformis geosporum
Lineage: Eukaryota; Fungi; Glomeromycota; Glomeromycetes; Glomerales; Glomeraceae
Source: the annotation of a GenBank genome assembly
AUGACUUAUCAGACAGAAAAAAGUACAGCCGAAGAAGACUCGGACAUAAUCGAAUUUUUAAAUCGUAAAUUAGCGAAUUUAACAGUAAAUUCUGACGCUACAGAAGUUCUUGGAAACAACGACGGGUUACCAGUUUGUGAAGUUUCAACCUUGUUACCACAAUACUCACAGGUUAUUAUAUCUGCUCUUCAUUCAAAAAAUACUGGGUUACGGCUUGCCGCAGUUAUUAGACUUCGUAAAUAUUUAUCGUUACAGAAUGUUGACGAAAGGGUUGAUAAUGUCCUUGCAUUGAACAUAAUACCAUUAUUGAUAAAUUUUCUUGAAAAUUUUGGGGAUCCUUUAUUACAGGCUGGUUCUACAAAGCAUACUGAAGCUCUUGUUGCUGGUGGUGUAACAGAACAUCUUAUAAAAGUUUUAUCAACUUCAAACAAUGUCGAAGUUCAAACUCAGAUCAUAUGGGCAUUAGGCAACAUCGCAGGAGAUGGCGCUGUAUUUAGAGAUAUUAUAUUAUCUGCCGGCGUAUUAGACCCUUUACUUUAUAUUUUAUCAAACUACAAAACAUAUGAUUACAUGGCCGUAAGAAUCACAGUUUGGGCUACUGCAAAUAUGUGUCGUGGUUGCCGUUGUUCGGAUCCAUCAUGGUCAUUGAUUACUCCAGCUUUCCCAAUUUUAGCUAAUAUGGUACAGCUCAAUGAUGCAGAAAUUAUUUCUGAUGCUUGUUGGGGGAUGUCCAGAAUAUUGAACGGUACUCAUAAGCAUCGAGAACAUGCUUUAGUAAGCGAUAGUUCAUUAUGUCGUCGCUUGGUAGAUCUUCUCAGUGAGGAGAGCCUUACCUCCGCCGUUCAUUUGCCAGUGCUACGAACAUUGGUAAACAUCGCAUCGGGAGCAGAAAAACAAACGCAGGCAGUAAUAGAUUCUGGAGCAUUAACUGUGUUGACUACUUCAUAUUUAUCGACUAAAAAUUUGACGUUGAGGAGAGAUGCAUGUCUAGCUGUAUCCAACGUAGCUGCUGGCACAUAUUGUCAGGUAAACGCUGUACUAAAUGAAAAAAAUUUGAUGGAAAAUGUUGUCGCUUUGCUUUGGGACGACGAUGUGAAGGUUGUAAAGGAAGCUUGUUGGGUUUUAAGCAACUCCACAAGUUUGCACGAUUCUGGCCAUAUCAACUUAAUUCUACAUUAUGAUAUUCUUACACCUCUUCUGCAUCAUUUACGCAAUUCAUCAACCCCUCAAGAAAUAAUGAACAAGCUUAUUGACACUUUAAUUAAUAUUCUUUCGGUUGGAGAUAUUUCUAGUUCUUCACCACCACCGUCAUCACAGAAUGCAUAUGCGGAUCAAUUAGCUGCAUCAGGAUUAGUUGAUGCAUUGCUUACCGCCUACAAUCACCAAGGAUUAUUGGAAACAAUAAGGGAGAAAAUUAGAGGAUUAUUGGAAAGAUGGUUCUAUGGAUAUUUACACAGGGAACAAGGCAAUGGUGAGGAUGAUGGAUUAGAUAUAGCAUCUAUUGAAGAACGUGUUGGUAGAUUGAGAAUCAAUAUGGAAGGUGUUGAUGUCUUUUAA